Messenger RNA from Lactuca sativa (garden lettuce), 4212 nucleotides. RefSeq names its product formin-like protein 13. The record is from RefSeq and is a predicted model, not a curated record. NCBI's taxonomy places the organism in Eukaryota, Viridiplantae, Streptophyta, Magnoliopsida, Asterales, Asteraceae.
UAUUGAAUAUACUUUCAUACGAUAGUCAUAGUUGGUCUCUGUCGAACAACAGUGCUAAACACGUUGUCGUCUGACGUGUAACUGUAACUCGCCUCCCGGAAAGUUGAUUUCAGACGUAACUUCAAGCUUUCCUUCUCUUUCAAUCAAUCAACAGUACACCACCACCUAAUACAGACUCACCCGCCAUAGAUUCACCACCGACAAAACUCGUCAAUUCUCUACCAGCUCCUAACCAACUGCUACAGCACGUAUCUAUCUAUCUAUCCAUCUCAAUUUCUCUGCACACAUAGUUUGCUUUUACAGUUUUAGGGUUUCAAGUUCACUGAUUAAUACUAAUGGCAUUGUUACGGAAAUUGUUUUACAAGAAACCACCUGAUGGACUUCUUGAAAUCUCUGAAAGAAUCUACGUCUUCGAUUGCUGUUUCACAACUGAUGCUUGGGAAGAAGAAGAUUAUAAAAGUUAUGUCGGAAACACAAUUUCUCAGCUCAAGGACCAUUAUCCCGAUGCUUCCGUCCUGAUUUUUAACUUUGGUGACGUAAAAUCAAGUCAGAUCGCUUCUGCUUUGUCGGAAUAUGACAUGACGAUUAUGGACUAUCCUCGACAAUACGAAGGUUGCCCAUUGCUUCCAAUGGAGGUUAUCCACCAUUUUCUAAGAUCAAGUGAAAGCUGGCUUUCACUUGGCCAGCAAAACAUUCUUCUGAUGCACUGUGAGCAGGGUGGUUGGCCGGUUUUGGCUUGCAUGUUGGCUGCACUUUUGAUUUACAGAAAGCAAUACGCUGGGGAAUCCAAAACCCUAGACAUGGUUUAUAAGCAAGCUCCGCGUGAACUGUUACAAUUCUUCUCUCCUCUAAAUCCUUUACCUUCUCAAUUAAGGUACUUACAGUAUGUAUCAAGGAGGAAUGUCGCUACAGAAUGGCCUCCAUUGGAUAGGGCACUCACUUUGGAUUGUGUGAUAAUCCGAAUGAUUCCUGACAUUGAUGGAAACGGUGGUUGCUGUCCUAUUUUUAGGGUUUAUGGACAAGAUCCUUUCUUUCCUGGUGAUAAAACCCCUAAACUUCUGUACUCAACUCCAAAAGGGAACAAGAAUGUCCGACACUACAAACAAGCAGAAUCUGAACUGGUUAAAAUUGACAUCAAUUCCCAUGUUCAAGGAGACAUCGUGAUGGAGUGUAUCAGUUUACAUGAUGAUCUGAUUCGUGAAAAGAUGAUGUUUCGCGCAGUGUUCAACACAGCAUUUAUUAGGUCAAAUAUUUUAAUGCUUAAUCGUGAUGAAAUCGACAUGCUUUGGGAUGCUAAGGAUCUAUUUCCCAACGACUUCAGAGCCGAGCUUCUUUUCUCAGACAUGGACACUACUGCAGUUUCUACAGUUCCAAUAGAUUCGACUUAUUUUGAAGAAGAGGGCCUUCCUAUAGAAGCUUUUGCUAAAGUUCAAGAGAUGUUUAACAGUGUGGAUUGGUUAGAUCCUAAAAGUGAUGCUGCAAGAAAUGUUCUCCACCAGAUAGUUGCAUCAGACAUUGUUCAAGAAAAGUUGUCUGUUGAAGCUCAUCUUCCUUCAAAUCAAGAAUCAGAGGAAGUUGCAGAGAGUAAGGUUAAACUUAAACCUACUAAAACUCCAUUAAUCCCCCCCUCCAUUCUACUACCUAGCCCCUCAUUAAAGGACACUAAGGAGGACACUAAGUCUCCCUCCUCCCCAUCCAUCCUCCAUCGUAGCCAAUUAAAAAGGGACAAAACAGAUAGUAAGAUUGAACCUUUUCAAUCUUUAUCCUCCCCACAAUACCCUGCAACUCCUCCAUCGAAGGACAAAAGGGAUACUAUACUUCAACCUUCUCCACCACCACCGCCUCCUCCCCCUCCGUUAAAGGACAAGCCAGUUAUUAGAGCAGGUCCCUCUCCACCACCACCACCGCCACCACCACCUGUAAAGGAAGGUAAAGAUGAAAGAGUUGCAUCCCCCGUUCCCCCACCACCACCACCUCCCCCAGCGUCACGAAUUUCUUCAGGUCCACCACCACCUCCUCCUCCAGCAUCACGGAUUUCUUCAGGUCCUCCACCACCUCCUCCUCCUCCAGCAUCAGGGAAUUCUUCAGGCCCACCACCACCACCACCUCCUCCUCCAGCAUCAGGGAAUUCUUCAGGCCCACCACCACCACCACCACCUCCUCCAGCAUCACGGAAUUCUUCAGGCCCACCACCACCACCACCUCCUCCUCCAGCAUCACGGAAUUCUUCAGGCACACCACCACCACCACCACCUCCUCCUCCUCCGGCAUCAAGGCUUUCUUCAGGUCCACCACCACCACCACCACCACCUCCUCCAGCAUCACAGAUUUCUUCAGGCCCACCACCACCACCUCCUCCAGCAUCACGGAUUUCUUCAACUCCACCACCACCACCUCCUCCAACCUUCUCUAGUGGAAAUGUGAAGAAGGGUGUUGUCCCACCUCCACCCCCACGAAAAGCAGGCACUAAUCCUGGAGCUCCAUCUCCUCCACCACCUUUAAUUAAAGGGCGUAGUUUGUCAAAAACAACUUCUUUGAAAACUCAACAUUCCAAGAAACUGAAGCCUUUGCAUUGGUUGAAGAUAACAAGAGCAGUACAAGGAAGUUUGUGGGCUGAGACACAAAAAUCUGGUGAUCUUGCAAAGGCACCCGAAAUUGAUAUAUCAGAACUUGAGUCUCUGUUCUCAGCAUCAAACCCUAACCCUGACCAAGGGGCAGAAAAGUCAAAAUCUCGGGCAGUGGUAGCUAAUAAACCUGAAAGAAUACAACUGAUUGAGCACAGGAGGGCAUAUAACUGUGAAAUCAUGCUUUCAAAGGUCAAAAUACCAUUAAAUGAAUUGAUGCAUCAUGUCCUUGCGUUAGAAGACUCAGCAAUGGAUUCAGAUCAAGUGGACAACCUCAUAAAGUUUUGUCCAACAAAAGAGGAAAUGGAGUUGCUUAAGGGUUACAAAGGAGAGACGGAUAAAUUGGGCAAAUGUGAACAGUUCUUCUUGGAGCUAAUGAAGGUUCCACGUACAGAAUCUAAACUCAGAGUUUUCUCUUUUAAGUUACAGUUCAACACACAGGUUUCUGAUCUCAGGAAGAACCUCAACAUAAUAAAUUCUGCAGUAGAACAGACCAGGGGUUCUGCUAAAUUGAAGAGAGUCAUGCAAACAAUUCUUUCUUUAGGAAAUGCAUUGAAUCAAGGGACUGCAAGAGGUGAGUUAAGUUUGACUUUGACUUUUUAUACUCACAGAAAUAUAAAAAUUGAUUUUGUUUUAGGGUCUGCGAUUGGGUUCAGGUUGGAUAGCCUGUUGAAACUUACAGACACACGUGCAAGGAACAAUAGAAUGACACUUAUGCAUUAUCUUUGUAAGGUGCUUGCUGACAAACUACCUGAAGUUCUUGAUUUUUCCAAGGAUCUUCAAAGUUUGGAACCUGCAGCAAAGAUGCAAUUGAAAUACUUGGCAGAGGAAAUGCAAGCUAUUACCAAAGGAUUAGAGAAAGUUGUCCAGGAAUUGUCAAUGUCUGAAAAUGAUGGACCCGUGUCUGAAAAUUUCCGCAAGGCUUUGAAGGAUUUCCUUUGUUCAGCAGAAGGGGAAGCAAGAUCAUUGGCUUCUCUAUAUUCUACCGUUGGUAAGAAUGUGGAUGCUUUAAUUAUUUACUUUGGCGAGGAUCCAGUCCGUUGCCCAUAUGAGCAAGUUGUUUCAACUUUGGUCAAGUUUGUGAGAAUGUUUAAUCAAGCACACGAAGAAAACACCAGGCAAUUAGAGGCGGAUAAAAAGAAGGCAGAAAAGGAAGCCUCAAAUGAGAUAUUAAAACAACGUAUAAGUAUAAUAACACAAUCUCCUGUAAAAAGUAGCAAAUAACUUCCUUUUUUUUUUUUUUUUUUUUUUUUUUUAAUUUUUAAUGAUGAUCAGGAUGUAUAUAAUUUAAAAUGUGUAGUUGUAUAGUGUCAAAGUUUUCGCAGCAGCAUACUACAGAGCUCUCCUGUUUCCACUGAAGGUCAAUUUUACUAACUGUUGACUUUUGAGGUCAACCAUAUGACUAUUUAAAAUGUACAUUUUGAUAUGGAUUCAGUUAGCAUAUAAGGAGGGCAUGUUGGUAAUUACUAAUUACGCAGUGUUUAGUUUGUUAGCUAGCUGUAUGACUACUCACAGUUGGAUGAAAAGUUAUGAAUUAAUUGCAACAACUUUUUGAGUUCUUUAGUAAAUAACAUCGUGCUAUUUCACC